This is a messenger RNA of Caenorhabditis sp. 36 PRJEB53466, 2373 nucleotides long. Lineage: Eukaryota; Metazoa; Nematoda; Chromadorea; Rhabditida; Rhabditidae. The record is from the annotation of a GenBank genome assembly.
AUGAGGAGACGAUACCUGUGCCCGGUAGUCUGUUGCUUCCUCAUCGUCAUCCUCCUCUUCUUCGCCGGCUAUGUGCUUCAGUUCCUUCAGAAGCACGUCGAUCAGGAGGAGGAGAGAGUGAAAGGUAGAGAUUGUGAAUUGAGGAUGUCAACUGGAAAUGUUCAGAAUGGCAAAAAGGACAGCAACUGGAGAAUGACACCAUUCCACUGAAGCUGUUCCCAACUACAACAACUACUCCAGAGGAAGACCCAACUGAAUGGGCACCUUUAGCGACGAAGGGAGUUCCAACCACGGAAGAGAUCACUACGAGAACUCCCUCGACGACUACCACUCCAACCACGUCCUCUAUCACUUCUACUCCCUCUCCUACUCCCUCCACAACUACUUCAUCUUCCACUACCACAAGAAUUUACCCAUGGACACUGCCCACCAGGUAUUGUAUUUUUUUUUGUAAAGACUUAUCAGUUCCUUGAAAUUUGCAGCGUUCCUCCCGUGUACGUGCCUGAGAGACAUCGUUACGGACAGGACAGAUUGCACCAUCAUUACAAUCAUCAUCAUCAUCAUCAUCAUGAAACGUCCUCGACUUCAACAACACCUGAACCUACUACUACUUUUACUACCACUACUACUGCUACUACCACCACCACAUCUCCGAUCACCACAACUAUGGAGACAACCACGAGGAUCCGGAUCACGACGCCCAGAUAUCAGCCUUCGUCCACGUCGAUCAGCUCUUCUACCAUCUAUAAUCGGAUCACUAUUCCUGCUCAUUCGAGCUACCGUAAUCCGUAUAUCAAGAAGAUUGAGGUGACUUCUUCUACCUACCGUACCCCUCAAUUGGCCUCGACGACAACGACGAGUCGCCAUCAGCACCAUCGCCAUCAUCACAAUCGGACGCACAUCAACAUUCAUUCUCAUCAUAGUCAUCAUCUACCGUAUCCUCAUUUCCCGUAUCCGGGUCCGGGUCUGCCAGAUUCUCUUUUCCCGAGUACCACUUCAAGCAGCUCCUCCUCCACAACAACAACUACAACCACCGCGGCUCCGACGACAGAAGCCGCUGAGGAGAGCACGACUUCUGGCCGUCACCAUCAUCACGGACAUCACCACCACCAUCAUCAUCAUUCAUCUUCUUCUUCUUCUUCUACCACAGUGAAACCAACGACUACUACAACGAGACAGUCGGAACUGGAUCGUUGGGGAUUCGUGGAAUCCGUUGAGGAUGUGUCGGUCGACGAGGAGAGCUCUUCCACGUCGUCUACCACGACAACUACUACGGCUUCCACUUCAACGACAACUCGAGCAGAAGAAGAGGUCACUCCUCGUCGUCUUCCCGACAGACCGGAACGGCCACGCCAUCGGCAGCCGGAGCCGACUCAAGCUCCCGUCAAGAGAGUCGAGUGAGUUCAUUCUUAUUCAUUUUUCCCUCAUUUCCACCAUUCUUUUACAGGCGUGAGGUGACUCUUGUGACCGGAUUCCUGGACAUUGGACGCGGCGAGUGGGACAUUUACCGACGUCCGCUGGAGACGUACCACCAGUUCAUGGAGACUCUUCUCACACUCCAGAACAACUUUGUCGUGUUCACCGACGAGUCCAGCUACGACUUCGUGAUCAAGACACGGACAAAACUGAAGCUGAUGGACAGGACAAAGGUGUACAAGAUCACAUUGAAUGACUUGCCGUUGUACGGGUACAUUAACGAGGCAAAAAAGAUUAUUGACGAUGAACUGAAGAAUGAAACGUUCUACAGGUACAUUAUUGUGUUCGAUUCGGUGCUGCUGCUUCAAUUAUGCGAUUUCAGAACUGUAGCGGAUCUGGACAUGCGCACGCACCCCGAGUCGAUCAGUGCCGAAUACAACAUUGUUGUCAACUCGAAGACGCACUUCUUGCACAACGUCACAAUGGAGAAUCCGUUCGAUUCGGAGCACUUUGUCUGGCUUGACGCCGGCUACGGGCACGCCAACGAGAACCACUUCCCGUACAGCUAUCACUGGCGUCCGGCACUUCCGGACGGCAAGAUUUCGCUGAUCAAAGUGACGCCGUACUUUGACACGGUCUCCGAUUACGACUUGAAACGGCUGUACCGCAAGAACGUGGCGCUGUUGAGCGGCGGAUUCAUUGCCGGCGACAAACAGUCAGUUUCUCUUCUUCUCCUCCUCCUCGUCUCCAUCCUCAAUUUUCAGUUCCAUCGGUCAAUUGCACUCAAUCAUCCAUCGCAAAUUCAUCCAACUCAUCUACCAAAAUCACGUGGACGACGACCAGACCCUUCUCACGCUGGCCGUCAACUCGUACCCCCACCUCUUCCACGUCGUCCUUGGCGACUGGUUCGACGCUUUCCGUCUGUUCGCUGCCGAUCCGGAAGUCCAGAUGGGCUAA